GCUGAGCUGAGCUGAGCUGAGCAGGACACACACACGGACACCACCGGAGGACUCUGUGUGCACAUGAUGAAGUCUGUCCUCUGCAGCCUGCUGUCCUGCGCCUCUCUGCUGCUGUCUGAUGUCCUGGCCACAUACCACCUCAGUGUGGGGGACCCUCAGCUCAUCUCCGCGCAGAGCUUCGCACAGAGCAGGACCAAUGGCAGACCACCGCUCAGGACCCUCAAUCCUGCAAAGACAGACUCUCAGUGCAGGAGCCGGCCCCUGGACCUGGUCUUUAUCAUUGACAGCUCUCGCAGUGUGCGCCCCGGCGAGUUUGAGAAGGUGAAGAUAUUCCUGGCUGACAUGGUCGACACGUUGGACGUGGGCUCGGAAGCCACCAGAGUGGCUGUGGUCAACUACGCCAGCACGGUCAAGAUCGAGUUCCUGCUCAAAAACCACUUCAACAAACCAGACAUGAAGAAAGCCAUCUCCCGCAUCGAGCCCUUGGCGGCUGGCACCAUGACCGGCCUCGCCAUCAAGACCGCAGUUAACGAAGCCUUCACCGAGCAGUCUGGGGCCCGGCCGCGCUCCAGGAACAUCUCCAAAGUGGCCAUCAUAGUGACAGACGGGAGACCUCAAGACCAGGUGGAGGAGGUGUCAGCUGCAGCUCGGGCCUCAGGUAUUGAGAUCUAUGCUGUCGGGGUGGACCGUGCUGACAUGCGCUCCCUGCAGCUGAUGGCCAGCAUCCCUCUGGAUGACCACGUCUUCUAUGUGGAGACCUAUGGCGUUAUCGAGAAGCUCACCUCCAAGUUCAGGGAGACCCUGUGCGGUGUGGACCCCUGCGCCAUGGGACACGACUGCGAACACAUAUGCGUCAACAGCAAUGCCUCGUAUUACUGCCAGUGCCGGAACGGUUAUAUCUUGAAUGCGGACAAGAAAACAUGUUCCCUGAAACAGGUGAAGGCGGUGGUGGUGGAGGAUCCCUGUAAAUGUGAAGCCAGGCUGGCUUUCCAGAAGCAGACACAGGCCGCCCUCCAGCAGCUCACAGCCAAGCUAUCCGAUGUGUCUGGGAGAAUCGAGCGUCUGGAGAACAUGGUGGGCCGUGCUUAAAGCUGCACACUGUGAGACAGCUCGCCGGUUUACAUCCUGGACGUGGACAUGUGUUUCCUGUCAUCCACCCUCCCAGAACUACUGUAUGGACUUCGACCACAGAUGGAGUGAAGCUGUGAUUCCCCAUAGUUACUGACUGUAGUGACUGAUGAGUAACAAUAUCUGUUGUUGAAUGUGGGCAUUAAAUGUUAUGUAACCAAAGAAAACAAGUAUUAUUUUCAGUAUUUCUCAUGUACUGUAUCAUGUGUGUUUUGUGUUCUGUUUGUACAAAUUUGCAUAUUGUAUAUAGUUUUUUUUAAAGAAUAUCAUUGUAUUUACUUAGUAACCGACUUUAAUAGAAAAAUGACUUUUUUGCUAUGAAGCAUUCAGCCAGUAAAAUGUUUCCAACUUUAAAUAUUUUUGCUUAUUUUUUAUUAUAUACUCUCAUUUUCAACAAUUUAAUCAUGGAAAGUUUAAUUGUUACAGGUUGUUUCAUGAUGAUAAAUGUUAAAUUUGUGUGUCUGUGAAUGUUAUCAGAUGACAUGUAACCAAGCACAUAAAUUGGGCAAUAAAGUAAUCACUACAGAGGG
This is a messenger RNA of Epinephelus moara (kelp grouper), 1658 nucleotides long. It is a transcript of the gene matn3a, whose product is annotated as matrilin 3a. Bases 64 to 1089 code for a protein of 341 amino acids. Gene Ontology annotation, molecular function: calcium ion binding. The record is from RefSeq and is a predicted model, not a curated record. Lineage: Eukaryota; Metazoa; Chordata; Actinopteri; Perciformes; Serranidae. The transcript is spliced from 6 exons.